AUAAGUUAUAAGGGAGGGGUAUUGAGGCAGAUAUUUAUAGCCACACUUACAAUGAAGAAUAAUUAUCCUUUCCCCCUCUUUUCUCUCAGGCAAUAGACACCUCAGGGUCGCCCUUCGCUCUUUCCACAGCAUUUACAAUUCAGUCUCUUCAGAGCGGUCCUUCAGGCGAGACGAAAUAGACGCUCUCAUUGGCCAGUUUCCUUGUCGGUCUGUCCACUUCGAAGGCGAUUGGCAUGUUUCGAAAAAUCUCUCUGGUCCCGCCUCCCUUGCCUCAUUGGCUCAUUCGAGCAGGCCUCUUCAGCAGCUCAUUGGUAGAUAUAAAUUACCAGCCACGAUUGGUUGUUCUGGACGGAAAGGGAGUCAGUGAUUGGCUUAUCUGAUUUUGGGCGGGUUUCCGCCGGUUCAAAGCAGUGCCAGGGAACUCGCCUAACCGCCGCACGGCUGUGGAGCAGCGGUUGCGUCUGCUCGCGUCUCGCGCUCCCUUGUCGCCCCCGUCGGUUUAGCCGCUUUCGGGGUUCUCGAGCCCCUUCACGACCGUCACCAUGGAGUUGUCCCCGCUGCAGCCUGUGAAUGAAAACAUGCAAAUGAACAAAACGAAGAAAAACGAAGAUGCCAAGAAAAGGCUGUCCGUUGAAAGAAUCUAUCAAAAGAAGACGCAGUUGGAACACAUAUUGCUCCGCCCAGACACCUACAUUGGCUCUGUGGAAUUAGUGACCCAGCACAUGUGGGUUUAUGAUGAAGAUAUUGGCAUUAACUACAGAGAAGUCACUUUUGUUCCUGGCUUGUACAAAAUCUUUGAUGAGAUUCUGGUUAAUGCUGCGGACAACAAGCAAAGGGAUCCAAAAAUGUCUUGUAUUAGAGUCACAAUUGACCCAGAAAACAAUUUAAUUAGCAUAUGGAAUAAUGGAAAAGGAAUUCCUGUCGUUGAACACAAAGUCGAGAAGGUGUAUGUCCCAGCUCUCAUAUUUGGUCAGCUCUUAACUUCUAGUAACUAUGACGAUGAUGAAAAGAAAGUAACAGGUGGACGAAAUGGCUAUGGAGCCAAAUUGUGUAACAUAUUCAGUACCAAAUUUACUGUGGAAACAGCAAGUAAAGAAUACAAGAAAAUGUUCAAACAGACAUGGAGGGAUAACAUGGGGAGGGCUGGUGAGAUGGAACUCAGGCCCUUUAGUGGAGAAGAUUAUACAUGUAUCACCUUCCAGCCCGAUUUGUCUAAGUUUAAAAUGCAAAGCCUGGACAAAGAUAUUGUUGCACUGAUGGUUAGAAGAGCCUAUGAUAUUGCUGGGUCCACUAAAGACGUCAAAGUCUUUCUUAAUGGAAACAAGUUGCCGGUAAAAGGAUUCCGUAGUUAUGUGGAUAUGUAUUUAAAGGACAAGUUAGAUGAAACUGGCAACCCAUUGAAAGUCAUACAUGAGCAAGUUAACCACAGAUGGGAGGUGUGUUUAACAAUGAGUGAAAAAGGCUUCCAGCAGAUUAGCUUCGUCAAUAGCAUUGCCACUUCGAAGGGUGGCAGACAUGUUGAUUAUGUAGCUGACCAGAUUGUGACCAAACUUGUUGAUGUAGUAAAGAAGAAGAACAAGGGUGGUGUUGCAGUAAAAGCACAUCAGGUGAAAAAUCACAUGUGGAUUUUUGUGAAUGCCUUAAUUGAAAACCCAACUUUUGACUCUCAGACAAAAGAAAACAUGACUUUACAAGCCAAGAGCUUUGGAUCAACAUGCCAAUUAAGUGAAAAAUUCAUCAAAGCUGCGAUUGGCUGUGGUAUUGUUGAAAGCAUACUGAACUGGGUGAAGUUUAAGGCCCAAGUUCAGUUAAACAAGAAGUGUUCAGCUGUAAAACAUAACAGAAUCAAGGGAAUUCCCAAACUUGAUGAUGCCAAUGAUGCAGGAAGCCGAAACUCCACUGAGUGUACACUUAUUCUGACUGAGGGAGACUCAGCCAAAACUUUGGCUGUUUCAGGCCUUGGCGUGGUUGGGAGAGACAGAUACGGGGUUUUCCCUCUUAGAGGAAAAAUACUCAACGUCCGAGAAGCUUCUCAUAAACAGAUCAUGGAAAAUGCUGAAAUUAAUAACAUCAUCAAGAUUGUGGGUCUUCAAUACAAGAAAAACUAUGAAGACGAAGAUUCAUUGAAGACGCUUCGUUAUGGAAAGAUAAUGAUUAUGACUGAUCAGGACCAAGAUGGUUCCCACAUCAAAGGCUUGCUGAUUAAUUUUAUCCAUCACAACUGGCCCUCUCUUCUACGACAUUGUUUUCUAGAGGAAUUUAUCACUCCCAUUGUAAAGGUGUCUAAAAAUAAGCAAGAAAUGGCAUUCUACAGCCUUCCUGAAUUUGAAGAAUGGAAGAGUUCUACCCCAAAUCAUAAAAAAUGGAAAGUCAAGUAUUACAAAGGUUUGGGUACCAGCACAUCAAAGGAAGCUAAGGAGUACUUUGCAGAUAUGAAAAGACAUCGGAUCCAAUUUAAAUAUUCUGGGCCUGAGGAUGAUGCUGCGAUUAGCCUAGCCUUUAGCAAAAAACAGAUAGAUGAUCGGAAGGAGUGGUUAACUCAUUUCAUGGAAGAUAGAAGACAACGGAAGUUACUUGGCCUUCCUGAGGAUUAUUUGUAUGGGCAAACUACCACUUACCUGACAUACAAUGACUUCAUAAACAAGGAACUUAUCCUGUUCUCAAAUUCCGACAACGAGAGAUCUAUCCCGUCCAUGGUGGAUGGUUUGAAACCGGGUCAGAGAAAAGUCCUGUUUACUUGUUUUAAGCGGAAUGACAAGCGAGAGGUGAAGGUUGCCCAGCUGGCUGGCUCAGUGGCAGAAAUGUCUUCCUACCAUCACGGGGAGAUGUCACUAAUGAUGACCAUCAUCAACUUGGCUCAGAAUUUUGUGGGUAGCAAUAAUCUGAACCUCUUGCAGCCCAUUGGUCAGUUUGGUACCAGGCUGCAUGGUGGCAAGGAUUCUGCUAGUCCUCGAUACAUCUUCACCAUGCUCAGCCCUUUGGCUCGGUUGUUAUUCCCACCAAAAGACGAUCACACGUUGAAGUUCUUAUACGAUGACAACCAGCGCGUGGAGCCCGAAUGGUACAUCCCUGUCAUCCCCAUGGUGCUGGUGAAUGGCGCCGAAGGGAUUGGCACUGGCUGGUCCUGCAAAAUCCCCAACUUUGACGUUCGCGAAGUUGUAGAUAACAUCAGGCGCUUAAUGGAUGGAGAAGAACCUUUGCCAAUGCUCCCAAGUUACAAGAACUUCAAAGGUACAAUUGAAGAGCUGGCUCCAAAUCAGUAUGUGAUUAAUGGUGAAGUAGCUAUUCUGAAUUCUACAACCAUUGAAAUCUCAGAGCUUCCCAUCAGAACAUGGACCCAGAUGUAUAAGGAGCAGGUUCUAGAACCCAUGUUGAAUGGCACUGAGAAGACACCACCUCUCAUAACAGACUAUAGAGAAUACCACACAGAUACCACCGUCAAGUUUGUUGUGAAGAUGACUGAAGAAAAACUGGCAGAGGCAGAGAGAGCCGGACUACACAAAGUCUUCAAACUCCAAACCAGUCUCACCUGCAACUCUAUGGUGCUCUUUGACCACGUAGGCUGUUUAAAGAAAUACGACACAGCGUUGGACAUCCUAAGAGACUUCUUUGAACUCAGGCUUAAAUAUUACGGAUUAAGAAAAGAAUGGCUCCUAGGAAUGCUUGGUGCUGAAUCUGCCAAACUGAACAAUCAAGCUCGCUUUAUUUUGGAGAAAAUAGAUGGCAAAAUAAUCAUUGAAAAUAAGCCCAAGAAGGAAUUAAUUAAAGUUCUGAUUCAGAGGGGAUAUGAUUCAGAUCCUGUGAAGGCCUGGAAAGAAGCCCAACUAAAGGUUCCGGAUGAAGAAGAAAAUGAAGAAAGUGACAGCGAAAAGGAGACCGCCAGGGGUGACUCCGCCGCAGGUGCCGGGCCGACCUUCAACUACCUCCUGGACAUGCCGCUGUGGUACCUGACCAAGGAGAAGAAGGACGAGCUGUGCAAGCAGAGAAGCGAAAAGGAGCAAGAGCUGGACGCACUGAAGAAAAAGAGUCCGUCGGAUUUGUGGAGAGAAGACUUGGCUGCUUUUGUGGAGGAGCUAGAGGCCGUUGAAGCCAAAGAAAAACAAGAUGAACAAGUUGGACUUGCUGGGAAAGGAGGGAAAGCAAGAGGGAAAAAAGCACAGAUGGCUGACGUUCUCCCUUCUCAACAAGGGACAAGAGUCAUUCCUCGAGUUACCACAGAGAUGAAAGCAGAGGCAGAGAAGAAGAUUAAGAAGAAAAUUAAGAGUGAAAAUACUGAAGGAACCCCUGCGGAGGACAGUGUGGAACCGGAAAGCCUGAAACAGAGACUAGAGAAGAAACAGAGAAGAGAGCCAGGUGCCAGGGCAAAGAAACAAACUACCCUGCCAUUUAAACCUGUCAGAAAAGGAAAGAAGAGGAACCCCUGGUCUGAUUCUGAGUCGGAUAUGAGCAGUAACGAAAGUAAUUUUGAUGUCCCGCCACGAGAAAUAGAGCCACGGAGAGCUGCAGCAAAAACCAAAUUCACAAUGGAUUUGGAUUCAGAUGAAGAUGUCUCCGAUUUUGAUGAAGAGCCUGAAGAGGAUGGUUUUGUCCCGUCAGGUGCCAGUCCUCCUAAGCCCAGAGCUCCCCCAAAACUUAUUAAAAAAGAAGAACCAAAGCCACAGAAAAGCAUCAUGUCAGGAGUAAGUGGGCUGCAGGCUGAGGCUGCAGAGGACCGGGAGCCACCUGCCGACCUCCCCGCCGGGACUGAGGCUGCAAAGCUGCCUCCCCAGAGAAGCGCAGCCCUGAAGACCGCAGGGAGAGGUCAUCCUUCUGCCUCCAUUGCCGGAACCAGGAAGAGGGCAGCGCCAAAAGGGACCAAAAGAGACCCCGCCCGGAAUUCUGAGGCCUCUCAAAAGCCUGAUCCCGCCAAAACCAAGUAUCGACGCAAAAGGAAACCAUCCACCUCUGAUGAUUCGGAUUCUACCUUUGAGAAAGUCAUUUCUAGAGGAGCCACGAGCAAGAAAUCCAAGGCGGAGAGCGAUGACUUCCAGAUGGCGCUGGACUCGGCUGUGGCUCCUCGGGCAAAGUCCGUGCGCGCAAAGAAGCCUAUAAAGUACCUGGAGGAGUCCGACGACAACGAUCUGUUUUAAACCGCAGUGACUGUUCGGAAUGGUCUUACUGAGCCCAAGACUAGUGUCACAGUUUCCUUAAGGUUUUAGUCCCCUUCCGGGAAGGUAUUUUUAUUUUUAUUUUUAUUUUGGUGCCGGGGAUCAAACUUGGGACCUCACGCUUGUGCAGCAGGCAGCGGCACCGCUGAGUUACAUCCCUGGCCCCGGGAAGGUAUUUUUAAAGCAGGGCCUCAUCCAAAAACCAGGACCUCGGAAGGAAGGAAGUGGGGCCGAGGCACCAGCGCUGGCUCGUCUCCAGGCACCGUCAUCUCUUCCCCUUUUGUCGUUGUUUUUUCGUGUUUCUUUGAUCUGUAAAUGUGUUCCUCUCUCCCGAACCUGGCGAGUCACCAGCCCCUUCAGCAUGGAACAGCUAAAACCGGGCACUUCGAUCCCAAGCGCCCCUCUGCCCGGCUCCCAACUUCACGCACUGACCGGAGCACCCUGACCCCAGCUAGCGUCCACCUCAUAGCACUUGACGGUUGCAGUCGGAGCACUCUCCGCCCGGCCGCUCACGUGCUGAACUUCUUUCUGUUUAAACGAUGAAAAACUGCUCGUAUCCUUUGAAAUUCGUUAGAGACUAAAGAAAACCACGCUGGCUGAGUCUGCGGGACCCCAUGCGGAGGGCAGGCGGAGGAGUGGCCGCUCUGGCUGGCCGGGCAGCAUGGGUGGCUGCGGCACUCACCUCCCCGACACGCUGGUGCCACUUGACCUUCUGGGAAGCCCAGGAUUCCAGCCUAGAAACCUCAAGACCUGCACUGUUCUGUGUGUUCCUUGCUGGUGUUGUGGAAUUUUCUGUAAAUAUUUACUGUGUCUUUCUAGUUAUCUCAUUUCCAAAAAUUUUAUACUGUAAUAAAAUUAUCUAAACAUCACAACUUAUCUUUGCCCUUUUUAAAAACCUG
Molecule: messenger RNA, 6046 nt
Organism: Fukomys damarensis (Damara mole-rat)
Lineage: Eukaryota; Metazoa; Chordata; Mammalia; Rodentia; Bathyergidae
Gene: Top2a
Product: DNA topoisomerase II alpha
Exons: 35
Coding region: 543-5129 (1528 amino acids)
Biological process (GO): resolution of meiotic recombination intermediates; apoptotic chromosome condensation; DNA topological change
Cellular component (GO): nucleus
Molecular function (GO): ATP binding; DNA binding; DNA topoisomerase type II (double strand cut, ATP-hydrolyzing) activity
Source: RefSeq, a predicted model, not a curated record